This is a messenger RNA of Centruroides sculpturatus (bark scorpion), 1245 nucleotides long. RefSeq names its product COMM domain-containing protein 7-like. Gene Ontology annotation, molecular function: NF-kappaB binding. Gene Ontology annotation, biological process: negative regulation of DNA-templated transcription; tumor necrosis factor-mediated signaling pathway. The record is from RefSeq and is a predicted model, not a curated record. The coding region runs from base 24 to 629 and encodes 201 amino acids. The transcript has a single exon. NCBI's taxonomy places the organism in Eukaryota, Metazoa, Arthropoda, Arachnida, Scorpiones, Buthidae.
AGGCCGUCUUACUGUGGGGAAAAAUGGCGACCACGCUACACGUUUGUAAAGGCACGCCUACCGAAACGUUAUUUAAUGAUUUUCAAACAUUAAAUAAACUGAACAAAGAUCAAUUUUGUCGUCUAACAGAUAUUGUGUUACAGUUUUUAACGUCAAAACAACAAUCGCAGUUGUUAGACAAGUUAGAAGCCUACUGCAAUGAGGAAAGCCUUAACUUGGCAGGUUUGAAGAAUAUAAUCAAGAGUUUCCUGUUUGUACCCAAAGAAGCCAUCAAGAAAGGAAUAUCAGUGGCACAAUUGAGAGAAGAUCUACAAAAAUUGGGUCUAAACGAAGACAAGAUCGAUUAUUUGGCUAAUAAAUGGAAUAAAGAUUAUUCAGAAAUAGCAAAGAUGCAUUUGAAUGAAUUGGUAAUGGUUAAUCGUUUAGUGGACAUGGAGUGGAAAUUUGGAGUUACUGCAGCUAGUAGUGAAUUAAAUAAAGUUGGAAACACUUUUCUACAGUUGAAAUUGGUUAUCGAUCAAGGGAACAAUAGAUUACAGAAUGUAUAUCUGGAGCUUUCGCUGUCACAGUUCUAUUCCUUUUUGCACGAAAUGGAGAGAGCGAGGGCAAGUUUAGAAUAUUUGAGUUAGAACGGCGGUCCUGCAAAUGGCUGUAAGGUUCCAAAUUUCAUAUCAGUAAAUUUCAUUGAUGAUUUGAAAGGAUGAUAGAUUACAGAAUGUGUAUCUGGAGCUUUCUGUGUUGCGAUUUUAUUCCUUUUUGCACAAAAUGGAGAGAGCAAGGUUAGGAUGAAUUAGAAUUGUGGUCGUGCAAAUGGAUGUGUGAUUCCAAAUUUCAUGUUAAAUUUCAUCGAUGAUUGAAGAGGGUUGCUAGAUUUGGAAGCGGGACAAUUGAUACUUUAUAACCUGUGUGAUUCAAUCGUUAUUAUUUCAAAGCAUUGCAAGUUAUAUUUGUUGAUUAAUUGGAAGAAAACUAAAUGAAUUAACAUCUAAUUGUGUUUGUAAGAAGCGUAAAGAUUAAAAUUCUUUCAAGCAAUUACUUUGAUUUACUAAUUGCAAUUUUAAUUAAUGAAUUAUGCAAGUCGACAGAUUAUUCAUCCAUGAUUACUCGUAACCGAAUAUAUAAGUGAUGAUGAUUAAAAUCUUUACAUGCUUGAAAGUUUAUUUUGCAAAUAUUUAUUAUUAUUUUUUUACUUGAUUAUAAAGUGAAAAAGUGUAAAAGAUCAUGUAACUCAUAAGAACAAUAAAU